Messenger RNA from Phacochoerus africanus (Common warthog), 2279 nucleotides. Its product is annotated as NXPE family member 2-like. Bases 108 to 1787 code for a protein of 559 amino acids. The record is from RefSeq and is a predicted model, not a curated record. The transcript is spliced from 6 exons. NCBI's taxonomy places the organism in Eukaryota, Metazoa, Chordata, Mammalia, Artiodactyla, Suidae.
UGAACAGUGAAGCUUAUAGGGAAACUCCAACCCAGAAAGAAAUGCAAAGACUGCUUUAACCAAAGCAACUCCAGACGGCUGUAAUUCCUGGGAUCGUAUAUGAAAACAUGAUGGAGCAGAUAUUCAUCCAUAGGGCUGUCACUUUGUUUCCCAAUGCUGCAGUUCGUAAAUUACUGCUGAUGUUGAUGUUUCUCUUAGUUUUCUGGGUCAUUUACUUCUCUUCAAAAGACCACACAAAGUUUUUUUCCAGUUUGAGAAAACCUAGCUCUCUGAAUUAUUGGAACAUCUUCAGAAAGUCCUCCUACCAGGAAGAACCACUGAAUUCAGAGAUUUCACCAAUAGAGAUGGAGUUGAGAAUAGAGGGAAUCAGGGAGAAAUUAGACCAACUGUUCCCACCCAGACCCUUCACCCACGUGACCUCCACCACCAGCGCCACACACAGCACAGCCACCAUCCUCAGCCCUAAGGACACAUACUGCAAGGGGGAUCAGCUGGACGUCCUGCUGGAGGUGAGGGACCACUUGGGACGCAGGAAGCCAUAUGGCGGGGAUUUCCUGAGGGCCAGGAUGUCCUCCCCAGCCCUGCAGGCAGGCGCCUCGGGAAAGGUGAGCGACCUCAACAAUGGCACCUACCUUGUCAGCUUCACUCUGUUCUGGGAGGGCCAGGUGUCUCUGUCUCUCCUGCUCAUCCACCCCAGUGAAGGGGUGUCAGCUCUCUGGAGGGCAAGGAACCAAGGCUACGACAAGGUGAACUUCACAGGCUACUUUGCCCGUGGCUCCUCUUGGGUCCCCUCUAAAUGUGGUCUCACCCUCCAUGUAAAUGCUGAACUGUGCAAGUACUUGGACCAUCGUGACCGGGAAGCCUUCUACUGUGUGAGACCACCACAUGUUCCCUGUGAGGCACUGACCCACAUGACCACCAGGAAUGCAAACAUUUCCUACCUUACAAAGGAAGAAUGGAGCCUUUUCCAAAGGGUCAACAUGGGGGUUGAAAUAAUGAAGAACUUUUCCUCCAUCAAGGUCUUACCAUGUAACAAGAGUAAGAACAUAGAAACAAAAUGUCAGCUUGGCAUGAAGACUCCUUUCCCCAGUGGCUACACCAUGGAAAAAAGGUGGAUUGCAGCAUUUUGCAAACAGAUCGAGUUAAAUGAACCAAAAAAUAUAAAUAACUGCUUGAAGAGAAAACUUAUUUACCUCAUGGGAGAUUCAACCCUGCGUCAGUGGAUUUUCUACUUUCAAAAAGUGGUGAAAACCUUAAAACAUUUUGAUCUUCAUGGAGCUGGGGCCUUUGAAACACAUAUGCUUCUGGAUGCCGAAAGACAUACUUUGAUUCAGUGGAAAAAGCACAGUCAUCCGAUUGUUACCCAAACUCGGUACUCAGUGAAGGUUGACAACUACAUCCCACGGGAAAUUGACCGGAUAGCCGGAGACAGGGACACAGUCAUUGUCAUUACCAUUGGUCAGCAUUUCCGACCCUUCCCCAUCAACCUUUUUGCCCGCAGGGCCAUCAAUAUUCAAAGGGCCAUUGAACGUCUGUUCCUAAGAAGCCCGGAGACCAAAGUGAUACUGAAAAGUGAAAACACUAGGGACAUGGCUCAAAAUGCAGAGAUAUUCAGUGAUUUUCAUGGUUAUAUUCAGAAUCUUAUCAUAAGGGAUAUUUUCAUGGAUCUCAACGUGGGUAUUAUUGAUGCCUGGGACAUGACUAUUGCAUAUGACACUAAUAAUAUCCAUCCACCUGAUCAUGUGAUUAGAAAUCAGAUUAACAUGUUCUUAAAUUACAUUUGCUAGAGGAAAAAUACAGAAAACAGUAUCAACCAUUCUCUCUAGAUGACCUCACUUAUACUGCAAGGAUAGUUGAAUGAAUCCGAGGUAAGAGACAACAAAAUUUUUAAAAAUAUUGUUAAACUAUACAUAAAAUUUACAACUUACACUAUUUAAGAGUAUAAUUCAGUGGCAUUAACUACAUUCAUAGUAUUGUGCAACCACUAUCAUGAUCUAGCGCCAGAAUUUUUUGUCAUCCAAAAUAGAAACUUCAUAUCCCUUAAACCACCCAUGCCCCCUUUCCCCUCAUACUCAGUCCCCAGCAACCACUUUUCUACUUUCUGUCUCUAUGAAUUAGAAUAUUCUAGGUAGCUCACAGAAGAGGAUUAUAUAGUAUUUGUCCUUUGUACUAGCUUAUUUCACUUAGUAUAAUGUUUUUAAGAUCUAUCCAUGUUAUAGCAUACAUUAGGAUGUCCUUCCUUUUUAAAGGCUGAAUAAUAUUUCAUUGCAUGUAUAUGC